ACGUUUCUUCUCUCUCUCUCUCUCUCUCUCUCUCUCUCGAAACGUAGCUGCUUUGAGAAGUUCCAUCCUCUCGUUUCAUCUCUCUCUCUCUCUCUCUCUCUCUCUCUCUCAACGAAGUUCCUUUGAAAGCUCCAUCCCCGCUCUCUGAACCUCAGAAAAACCCAAAAAAAAAAAACAGAAGGAGAAAUGCUGUCGAGAAUCAAUGGCGUUGCUUGGAUGGAAGAAGGAGCAGAUGAAGAAGACGCUGCUUCCUGGCCUAGAAACACUGAGAAGCACGACGAGAUGGGCCUCUCCACCUUCAAAUCCAUGCUCGAAGAAGACUGGUAUUUGAACAGUAAUCCCACUCCAAAUCCCAAUCAAGCUCACAACGAUUUCCACCCAAUCCAAACACACCCAGAAAUCAAAGAUAAUGCAUUCCCACCCAACCCAAACCAAGACAACCUCCUCUCCUUCCCUCUCGACUCAUCCUCGUCCUGCUCACCUUCCUCUGUCUUCAACCUCGACCCGUCCCACCCGUUCUUCCCGCAGCCGAAGAACUGCAUGGCAUCGCUCCUCGGUGCCGUCUGCAGCAACCCUUUUGAAGGCGGGUUUGAUCUUGGUUGUGACGCAGGGUUCCUCCCGCCGAUUCCGUCAAAUUCCCCUCUUCUGGGGAGCAGGGGAGGUGGGUUAUUGCCGGGGUUUAGCAGCUUGGGAUCGGAUAACCAGAUGGGCGCGCCAGAGCUGAGCUCGGACUCCCAAUUCCCGAUGGCCCGCUUGCUCCCACCGGCUGAAAACACUGGUUUCGAUCCAACGGUGUUUGGGGGUUUUGAGGGCUCUUCUGAAAACGCUCUGUUUCAGAACAGGGCCAAGGUGCUACGGCCUCUCGAAAUUUUCCCUCCCGUCGGGGCCCAACCGACGCUCUUCCAGAAGAGAGCUGCUCUCCGCCAGAAUUCGUCUGCGUCAGACAGCGUCCGUCCCAUUCGGAUAGAGGGGAAUUUUAUGAAGGGGAGUAGAGAUGGGGAGGACAAUAAGGAAAAGAGGAGAAAGAGCAGUGAGGAGGAUGAGAUAGAUGAUGCAAGUUUAGAUGGUUCGGGUUUGAAUUAUGAUUCAGACGAGGGCAUGGAGAAUAACAAUGCCAAGGCAGAGGAGGAAGAGAACGCAAAGAACAGUUCGAAUCCGAACAGUACGGUUACUGGUGGUGAUCCGAAGGGGAAGAAGAAGGGGCUGCCUGCGAAGAAUCUGAUGGCGGAGAGGCGACGUAGGAAGAAGCUCAAUGACAGGCUGUACAUGCUGCGAUCCGUCGUGCCGAAGAUCAGCAAGAUGGAUAGAGCUUCGAUCCUUGGGGAUGCGAUUGAGUACUUGAAGGAGCUCCUGCAAAGGAUCAAUGACCUGCACAAUGAGCUUGAAUCUACACCUUCCAGUUCUUCGCUGCCUGCUACUGCUAGCUUCCACCCUUUGACGCCUACACCUCCAACCCUGCCCUGUAGGGUCAAGGAGGAGGUCUGCCUGAGCUCAUUGCCAAGCCCAAAUAGUCAACCUGCAAGGGUGGAAGUCAGGGUGAGAGAAGGGAGAGCUGUUAACAUCCAUAUGUUUUGUGCCCGUAGACCUGGGCUUUUGCUCUCUACCAUGAGGGCGCUCGACGGGCUUGGGCUCGACAUUCAACAGGCAGUCAUCAGCUGUUUCAAUGGGUUCGCACUCGAUGUUUUCCGAGCUGAGCAAUGCAAGGAAGGCCCAGAUGUUCUGCCGGACGAAAUCAAAGCCGUACUUCUGCACUCUGCAGGCUUCCAAGGGACAAUGUAGGCCCACAAUCAAAGAGAAUUAUCAUCGCAACGGCACUAACUGUAGUAGGUACUUCAGGAGUUUGUAAAUGCAUCUUCCUUUCAUUUCACAGGUAAUAUGCUAUGAAGCCAUUUAGUUAGUAGGUUAGGUUAGCACUGUUAAACAUGUUUGUAGGUGGGAUUAUGUUCAUCGGGCAUUUCCCUUAAGUGGGCUAAGAAGCAUGCAAAUGCCUUUUCAUUUAAAUCUCUUCUUUAGAAUAAAACUUUCUGCUGAAAUUAGGAUCGUCUCUUA
Molecule: messenger RNA, 2049 nt
Organism: Magnolia sinica
Lineage: Eukaryota; Viridiplantae; Streptophyta; Magnoliopsida; Magnoliales; Magnoliaceae
Product: transcription factor ICE1
Exons: 4
Coding region: 187-1779 (530 amino acids)
Biological process (GO): regulation of DNA-templated transcription
Cellular component (GO): nucleus
Molecular function (GO): protein dimerization activity; DNA-binding transcription factor activity; sequence-specific DNA binding
Source: RefSeq, a predicted model, not a curated record